AUGAACAGGAACCAAAUGAAAAACAGACUGAAACCAGUUCACCUGACUGAAGAAAAAAGACUGAAGAGAGGAGAUAUGAAAGAAUUCUGCAGGGACGAUGAUAAAAUAGUCAUUGUCCAGUGGAAAGAUUCAAAAGCUAUGACCCUUGCCUCUACUUGUACAGGAUGUCAUCCUGUAAGCAAUGUUGAGAGAUGGAGUAAACCAGAAAAGAAGUACAUCUUAGUGCCAUGUCCUGCAGUCGUAAUGAAGUACAACCUGUAUAUGGAAGGAGUGGACCUCUGCGAUCAAAUGAUGAAGACCUACACGACUUUCUUGAAGACAGAAAAGUGGACUUUAAAAGUUUUGAUUCAUUUACUUGAUUUGGCUUGUUUCAAUUCCUGCUUACAAUAA
Schistocerca serialis cubense is the source of this 390-nucleotide messenger RNA. RefSeq names its product piggyBac transposable element-derived protein 3-like. The transcript has a single exon. The coding region runs from base 1 to 390 and encodes 129 amino acids. The record is from RefSeq and is a predicted model, not a curated record. NCBI's taxonomy places the organism in Eukaryota, Metazoa, Arthropoda, Insecta, Orthoptera, Acrididae.